Planococcus citri (citrus mealybug) is the source of this 3938-nucleotide messenger RNA. RefSeq names its product DNA excision repair protein ERCC-6-like. Gene Ontology annotation, molecular function: ATP-dependent chromatin remodeler activity; ATP binding. The record is from RefSeq and is a predicted model, not a curated record. Gene Ontology annotation, biological process: transcription-coupled nucleotide-excision repair. Gene Ontology annotation, cellular component: nucleus. The transcript is spliced from 16 exons. NCBI's taxonomy places the organism in Eukaryota, Metazoa, Arthropoda, Insecta, Hemiptera, Pseudococcidae. Bases 157 to 3585 code for a protein of 1142 amino acids.
UCCAGUUUUUUGUUAUAAGUCGUUGCGUUGGUGAUUUUUUUCAAAAAAUAAAUUCACGUGAGGAUAAUUGGAUUGGUCUUUGUUGAGAUAUGAGAUUUCGUAAUACUUGUUAAUUUUUGAUCAAGUAGUAGGAUUAAAUUUUUUAUUAAUAACAAAAUGGAAGAAAACGUUGUGAAACCGAUGAUUGCAAUCGAAGCAGAAUCUCAGAAGAUGCAAGAACUAAACAGCAUAGAAGGAUUAACAGUCUGCGAUCAAGAUGUAGUCGAAAGAGAAGUCCUUCGUCAGAUGAACGAAGCCUGUCAAGAUGAAGAAGUCGAAGAAGGAGAGUUAUCAGAAGAUGAGCAGAAAGAACCAUCGAAAAAUGAAACCAUCCCAAUGAUGUUUGUAAACGACACGGUUAAUGAGACAGAAGCCGAACGAAAAGUCAGACUAGGAGAAAUGACACCUUUCGGAAGUAUCCUUCAGUCGGAUUCAAAUGCUGCUAGCUCGUUGGAAAAAAAUUCAUCCGUAAUGAGAUACUUGAAACAGCAAGAAGAAUUGCAAAAGAAAUUCAAAAACGAGAAAAAAACACACGUUAAGCAGACGCAUCAAAAACAAGUGCUUCCGUCACCGAAAAAACGUCGAAAAAAAAUCAAACUCGGGACUGAAACUGUUGAAGAAUGUUCUGCUAAAAGUGGACCUCUUCUGAGUGAAAGAAUGACUAUAGAUUUCGAAGAGGCUUCCGGCAGUGAAUAUUGUCCUUCUGAUGAAGAUAUCAGUUCUUCCGAAAAUGAAAAUGAGUCGUCGAAAAAAGAAACUAAAGAAAACCGUCAAGGAAAGAAACGAAAAAAGGCUUUCCAUAUUUCCGGUGAUGAUAUGAGCGAUGAAUCCGAUACAGCAGUUGGUUCUACUCGCAAACAAAUCACACACAAAGUUACAAAAGAGUUAGACGACGGAGACGAAAUAGAAUACCAAAAUCGGCUGAAAGCGUACGAAAAAUCAUUCGAUACCACAGAAAUGCUGUAUUACGAAUUCGAUAACAGCUAUUUCAAAAUACCUCUUCAAACAUGGUCUAAAUUAUACAACUAUCAGAAAGUAGGUGUUCAAUGGUUGUGGGAGUUGAAUCAACACGAAGUUGGUGGAAUUCUUGGCGAUGAGAUGGGUCUUGGGAAGACCAUCCAGGUUAUUUCGUUCCUAUCGGGAAUAUUUUACAGCAAGUUGAAAAAUAAGCAUUUACCUUAUCGCGGAUUGGGUCCAUCUUUAAUUGUUUGUCCUGCUACUCUAAUGCAUCAAUGGGUUAAAGAAUUCCACCAGUGGUUGCCCCCUGUAAGAAUCGCUAUUUUACACGCUUCGGGCACUUAUUCAGGUGACAAAAAAAAAUUAAUAAGAGAGCUGUUUAAAUCACGCGGUAUAAUCGUCACAUCUUACGUCAGUAUGGUCCAAUACAGCGAAGAAAUACUACGAUAUGACUGGCAUUAUGUGAUUUUAGACGAAGGACAUAAGAUUCGCAAUCCCGAUGCCAAAAUCACACUGACGGUGAAACAAUUGAAAACACCUCAUCGUUUGAUUCUUUCCGGAUCUCCUUUGCAAAAUAAUCUCGAAGAAUUAUGGUCUCUAUUCGACUUCAUCUAUCCGGGAAAAUUAGGUUCUUUACCGAUGUUUCAAUCGCAAUUUUCUGUUCCUAUAACUCACGGUGGUUAUGCCAAUGCUUCCGAAGUUGAAGUAACGAUUGCUUAUAAAUGUGCUACCGUUUUGAAAGAACUCAUAUCUCCUUAUUUAUUAAGACGAGCCAAAUUGGAUGUAAAAUCGCAUAUAGAUCUUCCAGAAAAAAAUGAACAAGUGUUAUUUUGUCAGUUGACCGAAGAACAAAGGAGCUUGUAUAGAUCGUAUUUGGAUUCUGGCGAAAUUCAUAGAAUAUUAGAAGGCCAAGCUAAGAUAUUUGUAGGCUUGAUAAAUUUACGAAAAAUCUGUAAUCAUCCCGAUUUGUACAGCGGUGGUCCGAAAUUACUCGUUGGCCAAUCGGAAGAUCAUUUACCAGAAGAAGAACGUUAUGGAUACUGGAGAAAGUCUGGGAAAAUGAUAGUUUUGGAAACGUUGUUGAAAAUUUGGCAUAAACAGGGUCAUAAAGUUUUACUUUUUUCACAGAGUAAAAAAAUGCUGGAUAUUUUGGAAUUAUUUUUGAUAUCGCUCAAUUACUCGUUCUUGAAAAUGGAUGGUUCUACGAGUAUUGCUUCUCGACAGCCGUUAAUUACGAAAUUUAAUACCGACCCUAAUUACUUCGUAAUGCUGCUGACUACUAAAGUUGGCGGAUUAGGGGUUAAUCUAACGGGAGCCAAUCGUAUUAUAAUUUUUGAUCCUGAUUGGAAUCCGGCCACUGAUACUCAAGCUCGCGAAAGAGCUUGGAGAAUAGGUCAGAAACAAGACGUAACCAUUUAUCGAUUCAUCACCGUUGGAACUAUCGAAGAAAAGAUUUACCAUAGGCAAAUUUUCAAGCAAUUUUUAACCAAUAAGGUGUUAAAAGAUCCUAAACAGAGGAGAUUUUUCAAAUCCAACGAUUUAUUCGAACUCUUCACGUUGAAAGAAUCGAACCAAGAAGGCUCUACAGAAACUGGCGCUAUUUUUGCUGGAACUGGAUCUGAAAUUAAUCUGAAUAAUUUAAAUUUCAAGAAGAAAAAACCCAAAAAGAAGUCUCUUCCCGAAAUACAUUUUUCUAAAAGCAAGAUUGAAAAAAUGAAACUAAUCGCUCAACGUUUAAGCCAAAAAUUAGUUCAGCAAACUUCCACUUCUAAGCCAACAGAUGCUAAUGCUACUACCGAUGAAACCGAAUCUGCUCCUCAACCUUCUACUUCAACUUCGCAACAAAUUGAAACCUCGAAAAGUGAAAACAGUGCCGAAAAAGUACCUGAAUCAGAUCUAAAUAUCGUUAAAAGCAAUUCAAGCGAUGAAAGCCAUUCAAAAGUGGAAAAAUUGGACGAAUCGAAGAAGAAGAAAAAGAGUAAACGUAAGAAACACUUGUUUGAAGGAGAAUACGUACCUUAUCUUGUUAAAUCGAAAGCUGCCAAGCAAAAAGAAGAUGAAACUGAAGUUAAAGCGGAAAACGACGAAUACGUAUUGAAAAAAUUAUUCACGAAAUCUGGCAUUUGUUCUGCUCUUCAACACGACACAAUUAUGGAAGGAGGUCCAGCGGAUUUCGCUUUAGUUGAAAAAGAAGCCGAGAAAAUAGCUCAAGAAGCCAUCAACGAAUUGAAGAAGAGCCAAGAAACGUGUUUUCCAGCUCGAACUGGAAUACCGAACUGGACUGGUAAACAUGGAAAGAAACAAUCCACCACCAAGAUGCUUUCGUCGACCGAUAUUUUGGAUAAAAUCAAGAAAAGAAACGGUACCGUUGCACCUGCUAAAUCUGAAACUCAAGUUUUACUCGAUUUAAAAAAUUACCUAUCGAGUAUGGGUGGUACAGCGAGCACCGAUGCUCUGAUACAGAAUUUCCAGCCUCUGUUGCCUAUCAGUAUGACACCUUUGUUUAAAAGUUUACUCAACAAAGUGUGUACGUUUUACAGAGCUCCGGAUGGUAAAGGAUAUUGGAGUUUGAAACCGGAGUUUCAAUGAGUUCUUCCAAGGUGUUGCUUUUCCAUUUCCUGUGAUCGUAUUCUUUUUUGUGAAUGCAUUUUUUUAUAUGGAAUUUUUUGUAUUUUUGCCUAGUCAUUUGUUGAAAUUCAACUAAGACACUUGUUCGUUCAAUUUCAAUUUUUCGUAUACUUAUAUUUGCAAAUGUGAAUUCCACGUUGAAAUUUCGUUCUUAAUAUUAAGAUUUGUUUAUUGUUAGAGGGCUGUUGUGUUUUUUAAUUUAAAAGAUAUCUCUAUUUUUACCUCAAAUAAUGUGAUUUUUGUUUUAUUUAUAUCAUUUUGUAUCGAUUUUGUAUUCGUUAGGUUCUAGGUUGCAAUAAAAUCGUUUCGUAGAA